AUGGACGUCUCCAGUCCUGGAACUGACAAUUUGUCAAUGGAGCCCAGCGCCAAGCUGUUUUGCUGUGGUUUCAUGAGGCGUUGCAUCCCUCUGGUGUAUCGAGAGGAGCUGUACCACAUCCUGCGCAUGACGGGACCCCUGCUUGUGUGCCGGUUCCUGAAUUUCCUCCUUUUCUUUGUGGUGACAAUGUUCUGUGGCCGCCUGGGGAACACUGUGCUGGCCGGUUACGCCAUGGCCUCAGCUACAAUUAAUGUAACAGCUGCAGCGACGGGGUUGGGACUCGCUUUGGCAUGUGACACUUUGGUAUCACAGACAUUCGGGAGCAAGAAUCUUCUCCGUGUUGGGAUCAUCCUGCAGAGAGGCAUCGUAAUUCUGACACUCUUCAGUUUGCCCUGCUGGGCUUUGCUUGUGAACACCCAACCUCUUCUUCUGUAUUUGGGACAGGAACCUGAGGUGGCCAGGAUUGCACAGCUUUAUGUGGUGGUUUAUUUGCCAGCAAUUCCAGCCAUGUUUCUGUAUCAGCUGCAGCUGUCAUAUCUUCAGAACCAGGGAGUGAUCAAACCUCAGAUGUACGCAUCUGCUGUGGCCAAUGUUGCCAAUGUCAUCGCGAACUAUUUUCUGCUGUACUGGUGGGAUUUUGGAGUUUAUGGAUCUGCUGCCGCAAACACCUUUGCUCAGGUUUUUAAUUGUUUUGCCCUGUUUUGUUUCAUUCGCUGGCAGAAGCUCCAUGAGAAAACUUGGGGAGGGUGGUCUUUAGAAGCCCUGCAGGACUGGGGCUCAUAUAUGAAGCUGGCAAUCCCCAGCACACUCAUGACCUGCUUUGAAUGGUGGAUUUAUGAAGUUGGAGGAUUUCUGGCUGGAAUGCUGAGUGAGGUGGACCUCGCUGCUCAACAUGUGGUUAUAAUGCUGGCAUACAUCAACUACAUGAUCCCAUUAGGAAUGCAAGGUGCAGCGUGUGUUCGUGUAGGAAACGCUCUCGGCGCAGGAGAAACAGCUGCAGCAAUCCUCACCAGCAAGGUGUCUCUUAUCAGUGCAGCUGUUAUAGCAAUCAUUCAGGGUUUUGUUCUGGGCUCCACAAAAACGGUCAUCGGCUACAUAUUUACUUCGGAUGAGUCCAUAACAGAGCUCGUGUCUCAGCUACUGAACAUCUACUGCCCUCUUCAGUUCUUUAAUGGAAUAUUGUGUGUUGGCAUGGGUGUUCUCCUUGGCACUGGGCAGCAGAAGAUAGCAGCUAUUGCAAACCUCUUUGGCUACUACUGUAUUGGACUCCCAUCAAGCAUUGUUCUGAUGUUCACGGCCGGUUUACAAGUUGCUGGCUUUUGGCUGGGCCUCCUCAUUGCAGUCUUUUUGCUAGCAAUUUUCUUCACCGUGGCCAUUUUCAAAUUAAACUGGAAGAAAAUGACAGAAGAGGCAAUUGCGCGUACAGGAAAGAGUGCAAAUGGAGCAGCAAAUGGAACAAUGACCACUGAGUUUUGUUCAAACCAUCGCAACAGCUUCUACCAGGUGGUCCUGAACGCAGAGAACGGAAAUGGAUACAUGGUUGUGAGCUCUCAGGAUCAGGACGAGAGGCUCAACAGUACUGCGGUACCCGAGGAGCCAAACGUGACUGGCGUGGAGGAAAAGCCUCCAGUUCUGCUGUCCACCACUCAGCUGGUUCUCAGGAGGGGUUUGACCACCGUCGCCGCUCUCCUCAUCCUCGCCGUAGGAAUAAUCAUCCAUCUCACUGUGCCCUUACCACAAGUAUCUUACGGUGCUGGUGCAAACUAUACUGUGGACUCCAACUUUACCACAGCCAAUCCCAUCUAUUCAACGAGUUUCAUUUGA
This is a messenger RNA of Danio rerio (zebrafish), 1824 nucleotides long. RefSeq names its product solute carrier family 47 member 4 (gene slc47a4). Gene Ontology annotation, molecular function: xenobiotic transmembrane transporter activity; antiporter activity. Gene Ontology annotation, cellular component: membrane. The record is from RefSeq and is marked provisional. Lineage: Eukaryota; Metazoa; Chordata; Actinopteri; Cypriniformes; Danionidae. Gene Ontology annotation, biological process: transmembrane transport; xenobiotic detoxification by transmembrane export across the plasma membrane.